This is a messenger RNA of Austrofundulus limnaeus, 1466 nucleotides long. It is a transcript of the gene pdzd8, whose product is annotated as PDZ domain containing 8. Gene Ontology annotation, molecular function: lipid binding; protein binding. Gene Ontology annotation, cellular component: mitochondria-associated endoplasmic reticulum membrane contact site. Gene Ontology annotation, biological process: mitochondrial calcium ion homeostasis. Lineage: Eukaryota; Metazoa; Chordata; Actinopteri; Cyprinodontiformes; Rivulidae. The record is from RefSeq and is a predicted model, not a curated record.
AUAGACAAUAUAGGCUACAAAAAUGAAGUCAUUAUUUGUUUGUAUUUCUGUUUUUAUAUUUUUUCAGUGUUUAGUACGUAUAUUGUAAUACAGGCUACUCUUGUUCUUGUAAUAAAAGGCAAUCCUGUGCGAAGCACUUUCCGUAAAAUCCUAUUUGCCCUGAACGCAUCGCGUGAAACACUUCCGUCAUUACGCACAUCGACGUAAGCCGUCCGUCCAAUCAGGUGAGGAGCUGUAUGCUCAGGAAAAAGCAGAUGACCAGGUGGAACUUGCUUUGUCAACGCGACUAAACCCCUGGCUAUGACGGUAAAUUGAGUGAGUUUCGGGGCGACAAGCUCGAAAUGAUUUACCUAAUAUUGAUUUCGGCGUUCUGUGGCGCGGUGUUCACCUUGGUGCUGCAGUUCCUGCUCAUAUUCAGGAGGAGCCCGGAGCCCUUAGGCAGGACCGUUCARUAUGUCAAAGUGGUGCCCGAUAGCGCGUUGAAGGAUUACUUUAAUUCCCCGCAUACCGAAGCCAACCACCAGCAGCAGGACGGCGCGGCAGCUGCUACAUCCAAGCAGGCGGAGGCCGCCGCCGGCUGCAGCGGCCGGCAGCAGGAAACGGCUGUCUCYGGCGGCAGCCCCAAACAACAGCCGCCGCCUUCGCAAGGCAGCGCCGAGUCCAUCGAUGCGGGCAGAGCCGAAACGUGUAAUUUCCUCAACGCCAUAUUCCUAUUCCUGUUUCGGGAGCUCCGAGACACCCCGGCGGUCCGACACUGGAUCACGAAGAAGAUCAAGGUGGAGUUCGAGGAGCUGCUGCAGACGAAGACCGCAGGUCGGCUGUUGGAGGGUCUGAGCCUCCGGGACAUCUCCCUGGGGGAUUCUCUCCCGCUCUUCAAAGCCGCCAAGCUCGUGAAGCCGGUGCAGCUGAACCAGGACGACAUGCCCGAGGAGCUCAACUUCGAGGUGGACAUCGAGUACAGCGGCGGCUUCCACCUGGCCAUCGACGUGGACCUGGUGUUCGGGAAGUCCGCCUACCUGUUCGUGAAGAUGAAGCGCGUGGUGGGCAGGCUCCGGCUGCAGUUCACGCGCAUGCCCUUCUCCCAUUGGUCGUUCUCGUUCGCCGAAGACCCCAUAGUGGAUUUCGAGGUGAAGUCACAGUUCGAGGGGAGGCCUCUGCCGACGCUCACCUCCUUCAUAGUCAAUCAGCUGAAGCGGGUCAUCAAGAAGAAACACACCCUGCCCAACUACAAAAUCAGAUACAAACCCUUCUUCCCCUUCCAAGUACAGCCUCCGUUGGGUUCAGCCACUGAUUUGGACCUGUCGGUACAGGACAGCAAGCUGGUGGAAGGCAGACUCAAAGUCACCCUUAUUGAAUGUAGCAGACUGUUCAUCCUGGGUUCCUAUGACAGRGAGACGAAUGUUCACUGCACUCUGGAGCUGAACAGUCACGAGUGGAAGGAGAAGAGCCGCAGCUCCAUCAAACGG